Molecule: messenger RNA, 974 nt
Organism: Colias croceus (clouded yellow)
Lineage: Eukaryota; Metazoa; Arthropoda; Insecta; Lepidoptera; Pieridae
Gene: TfIIEbeta
Product: transcription initiation factor IIE subunit beta
Exons: 6
Coding region: 76-957 (293 amino acids)
Biological process (GO): transcription initiation at RNA polymerase II promoter
Cellular component (GO): transcription factor TFIIE complex
Source: RefSeq, a predicted model, not a curated record
GGAAUGAAAACAAUGAAUAUUUAACUAGUAUAAAUAAUUUUUUACUAACCGUUAUCAGUUUAUUAUCAAAUAAAUAUGGAUCCUGCUCUGUUGCGGGAGCGUGAGGCGUUCAGAAAAAAAGCACUUGCUACGCCAAGUGUUGAAAAGAAGAAGAAAGAUGAGUCCCCUUAUAAAGAUGACAGCAAAAAGAAGUCUAAGUCUUCUAGCUCCUCAGCUAAUGCUGCACCUAAGUUGGAUGCAUCCAACUACAAAACCAUGGCAGGCAGCUCCUCCUACAGAUUCGGAGUGCUUGCCAGGAUUGUGCGGCACAUGAAGGCGAGGCACCAGGAAGGUGACGACCAUCCACUGUCCCUGGACGAGAUCCUCGAUGAAACCAACCAGUUGGAUGUAGGAAAUAAGAUAAAACAGUGGCUGCAAACAGAAGCACUGCAGAACAACCCCAAAAUAGAAUGUUCUCUUGAUGGAAAGUACAUAUUCAAACCUGUGUUUAAAAUUAAAGAUAAAAAAUCAUUGCUGAGGUUGUUGAAGCAACAUGAUCUCAAAGGCCUGGGUGGGAUAUUCUUAGAAGAUGUACAGGAAUCUCUACCUCAUUGUGAAAGAGCACUCAAGAAUUUAGCACAAGAAAUAUUGUACAUAACAAGGCCCACAGAUAAAAAGAAAAUAUUGUUCUAUAAUGAUAAGACUGCUAAUUUUGAUGUUGAUGAAGAAUUUGUUAAAUUAUGGCGAGCGACAGCGGUAGAUGCUAUGGAUGACGCGAAAAUUGAAGAAUAUUUGGAGAAACAAGGAAUUAAAUCUAUGCAAGAUCACGGCCCUAGAAAACCUGUUGUGCCUAAAAGGAAAAAGGUUUCACAAAAGCGGCGUCAAUUUAAAAAGCCUAGAGAUAAUGAACAUUUGGCAGAUGUGUUGGAAACUUACGAUGACAAUACAUUAACACAGAAGGGCGUUUCUAUUAAAUAAGUAAUUACAAUACAAAA